Molecule: messenger RNA, 174 nt
Organism: Cryphonectria parasitica EP155
Lineage: Eukaryota; Fungi; Ascomycota; Sordariomycetes; Diaporthales; Cryphonectriaceae
Exons: 2
Coding region: 1-174 (57 amino acids)
Cellular component (GO): cytoplasm
Molecular function (GO): 5'-deoxynucleotidase activity
Source: RefSeq, a predicted model, not a curated record
AUGCUUCGCGGGAUCGAGAAUCCCGAGUCUGUUGCUGCUCAUAUGUAUCAGAUGGCGUUAAUGUAUCUACAGUUAUUGGAAAGUAAUAGAGCUCAUACUAUAGAGAUGGCUAUUAUUUAUAAUGCGCUUGAAGCUUUUGCUGGAGAUAUCAUCCCAUCGGAUGGAGUGAGCUGA